Molecule: messenger RNA, 3726 nt
Organism: Tympanuchus pallidicinctus (lesser prairie-chicken)
Lineage: Eukaryota; Metazoa; Chordata; Aves; Galliformes; Phasianidae
Gene: ITGA2B
Product: integrin subunit alpha 2b
Exons: 28
Coding region: 64-3222 (1052 amino acids)
Biological process (GO): angiogenesis; cell-cell adhesion; cell-matrix adhesion
Cellular component (GO): integrin complex; external side of plasma membrane
Molecular function (GO): integrin binding
Source: RefSeq, a predicted model, not a curated record
CCCCAGACUUCGGGUCCCGGCUGCCUGCGGGGCACAGCGGGGCUGAGCGCCUUUGGGGCGGCCAUGGGGUCCGCGCUGCUGCCGGCGCUGCUGCUGCUGCUGGUCGGGGCGCUGCGCGGGGCCGCCGGCGUGCAGCUGCUGCACGAACAGCACGGCGCGUACCGAGGGCCCGGCGGCAGCUACUUCGGCUUUGCGCUGGACUUUCACGUGGAAGGGGGAAGGGUCGGAGUGGCCGUGGGCGCCCCGCGUGCCAACACCUCGCAGCCCAACGUCACCGAACCCGGAGCCGUUUUCCUCUGCUCGUGGCCACCGGGGCCGGCAGCGUGUCAGCUCGUGUCCUUCGACAGCGCUGGGGACGAACAGGAGCUCAGCGCCGGCGCGCAGCUGCAGGUUCACAAAUCGCGGCAGUGGUUGGGGGCGUCGCUGCUGAGCCACGGCGGCGCGCUGCUGGUGGGUGCCGGGGCCCGGGGCGCUCGGUGUCACGGCGGGGCGGGCGCCCACCCCCAGCCGCGCCACCCCGCAGGCCUGCGCCCCGCUGCAGCACUGGAACGCCGUGCGCGGGCACAGGGAGGCGUUCCGCACUCCGGUGGGCGCGUGCUACGUGAGCGGCGCGGGGCGGCGCGGCCUCGCCUGGAUCUCGCCGUGCCGAGACGUGCGCAUGGCCGCCUCGUACCGGGACACGCAGUACGUGCUCGACCAGCGCUACUGCGAGCUCGGCUUCAGCGCCGCCGUCACCGCGGGCUGCUGUUCGUGGUUCAGCUCUCCUCCAUCCUCUCCCGUUUCCCCAACUCCUCUCUGCUGUGGCCUCACAGCCCCGGCCGCCCCACAGCCGAGCCGGCGGAUCCCGACUCCACCGACGGCUACCGGGGCUACGCCGUGGCCGUGGGAGAGUUGGACGGCGACCCCAAAACCAAAGAGUUCGUGGUGGGGGUCCCCAAUAAGGGCAGCACCAGGGGCGAGGUGGAGAUCUUCAGUGCGGGGCUGGCGCUGCGCCGCGUGCACGGCAUCCCCAGUGAGCAGGUGGCCUCCUACUUUGGGCACUCUGUGGCCGUGGCCGAUGUCAACGGGGACGGGAGGGACGACGUGCUGGUGGGAGCCCCGCUGUUCGUGGAGCGGAGCGCGGACGGGAAGCAGCGCGAGGUGGGGCGGCUCUACGUCUACCUGAGCGGCGCCCGGCGCCCGUGGGAGCGGCGCCCCCAGACCCUGACGGGCACGGAGCCCUACGGCCGCUUCGCCGCCGCCAUCGCCCCGCUGGGGGACCUGGACCUCGACGGCUGCGCCGACGUGGCGGUUGGCGCCCCAUACGGCGGUGACGAUGGCAGCGGGGCGGUGCUCAUCUUCCGGGGGCAGCGGGAGGGGCUCAGCCCGACCCCAGCGCAGCGCCUCAGCAGCCCCUUCCCCGGCCCUGCCGCCUUCGGCUUCACGCUCCGUGGUGGCACCGACAUCGAUGGCAACGGGUACCCAGAUCUGCUGGUCGGUGCUUUUGGGGUCUCCAUGGUGGCCGUGUACCGGGCGCAGCCCGUGGUGGUGGCCCAGGCGCAGCUGAGCGUCCCCAGCGGGCUGAACCCACAGGUGACAGAGUGCGUCCUGCCGGGGAGUGACAGCCGUGUCACCUGCUUCGAGGCGCAGCUCUGUGUCUCCGUGUCGGGACGCCGCAUCCCUCGCAGCAUCCGGCUGGUGGCAGAGCUGCAGCUGGACCGCCUGAAGCAGAGGGGACACCGCAGGGUGCUGCUGCUGCGGGGACAGCAGGCGGCGUGGCAGCGGGAGGUGACCCUGGAGCCGGGGACGUCGCCGCAGUGCCACCAACUGGCUGCGUACCUGAGGGACGAAGGGGACUUCAGGGACAAACUGAGCCCCAUCGUCACCAGCCUCAGCCUGGCGCUGCCGCCCCCGGACCCCAAAGGCCUGGGCCUGGUGCUCUAUGGGGACACCCACGUGCAGGCGCAGACCCACAUCAUCCUGGAGGACUGCGGCGAUGACAACGUCUGCGUCCCCGACCUGCGCCUCUCUGCCCACACGCCGGACGCACGGCUGCGGAUCGGCGAUGACAACGCGGUGACACUGCGGGUCGGGGCCACCAACAUGGGGGAGGGGGCUUUCGAGGCCGAGCUGUGGGUGCAGCUCCCGGAUGGCAGCUUCUACCAGCGGGCGCUGAGUGACACGCAGGAGAAGCUGAGCUGCAACCCCAGGAAGGAGAACGGAACCCACGCGGUGGUGUGCGACAUGGGCAACCCCAUGAAGGCGGGCACACAGAUCGCUGUGGCCGUGGAGCUGAGUGUCACCGGGUUGGAGGACGCGGGCGAUGCCAUCACUUUCCACCUGCAGCUCAGGAGCAAGAACAGCCCCAGCGUCACCGCGGCCGUGAGCAUCCCUGUGGAAGCGCACGCAGAGAUGGAGCUGAGGGGCAUGUCCCUGCCCGCCACCACCGUGCUGCCCAUGGAGUGGCGGCGGGCUGGGGACGGCCGCCAGCCCGAGGACCAUGGGGUGCGCGUGGAGCACGUCUACCAGCUGCACAAUAAGGGCCCGGCCACCGUCACCAACGUCACCCUGAGCCUCCACAUCCCUGUCACCGCGGGCGGCCGCACGCUGCUGUACCUCCUGGAGCUGGGCACCGAGGGUGGCAUCACCUGUGUGCCACCGCCGGACCUCAACCCCAUGCAGCUGGAGGUGGCCCAAGCCCCGGAUGUGGGGCAGAGCAACGGGACGCGGCGACGGGAGCGCAGGGAUGUGGGGGACGGGGAGGAGAGCGUCAGUGUGGACUGUGGCAAUGCCACCUGUGCAGAGGUGUGGUGCCAGGCGGGCAGCAUGGCGCAGGGACAGCGCGUGUUGGUGGCCGUCCGCGCGCUGCUCUGGAUGGAAACCCUGCAGCAGGACGACCACCCCCAGCACCUCUCCAUCCAGUCCUGGGCCUCCUUCAACACCUCAGCCAUGCCGUACCACGUCCAGCCCCACGCGCUGCCCCACGGCACCGCCACGGCUGUCACCGAGGUGCUGCGCUCCCGGCCCGCUGCCGUCCCGGUGUGGUGGGUGGUGCUGGGGGUGCUGGCGGGGCUCCUCCUGCUCGCCCUCCUCGUCCUCCUGAUGGGGAUGAUGGGGUUCUUCAAGAGGACGCGGCCGCCGGCGGAGGGGGACACCGGGGAGGGGGCAGCGGAACAGGGACAGGGACAGGGACAGGGACAGGGACAGGGACAGGGCACGGAGAUGGGGGACGGCCAGGGGUAGGGGAGGGGACCCCGUGUCCUGCCCCCCCAUGUCCCCCAUGUCCCAUCCCCACCCCAUGUCCCCAACGUCUAUGGGUUCCCAAUGUCCCAGGCACCCUACACCUGCCCCAACGUCCCCAUUCCCACCCCAGUGUCCCCAACAUCUGUGGGUUCCCAAUGUCCCCGUCCCUCCCCCAGUGUCCUCGGUGCCCCACACCUGCCCCGAUGUCCCUAUAGCCCCCCCCAGUGUCCCUGUCCUAUUGUCUUCAACAUCUCUGGGUUCCCAGUGUCCCCAUAGUCCUGCCCCAAUGUCCCCAACCCCUCCCCAGUGUCCCCACCAUCUAUGGCUUCCCAAUGUCCCCGUUCUCACCCCAAUGUCCCCAGAGCCCCACACCUGCCCUGUGUCCCCAUAGUCCCCCCUUCCCCCAGUGUCCCUGCCCCUAUGUCCCCAACAUCUUGUAGGUUCCCAGUGCCCCUGUAGUCCCACCCCAAUGACCCCAUCCCUGCCCCCAGUGACCCCCACACC